GCGGAGGACAAAUGCUUUUGAAAUAGAUUUUGCUGUUCUUAAACGUUUAAAUGAAAAAACCCUUUUUAAGUUUUUAUUUGAGCCUGUUCUGUCAUCGCCGUGGUACUGCAUACUAACACAUACACGUGUGUAACUGAUUAAGCCCUUCACGACUGCAUGUUUGUUAUUCGACGUUGUGCAGACUGGCGUAAUAACGUGUUCGGCUGCUAAGCUUUGUAUGUUUGUAUCUAUGCAUGUCGUUUGCGUGUGAUGCCUAUCUCGAAGAAAACUGCAACAAACAUGGCCACCUUGUUGCAUUUAGCAGUGCUACAGAGAUAAACGAGAAAACCGUAGGAACUGGGUUAGCAAGUACUCCUUUCCGGCGGCGAUGGACACGAUGUCAGCCUCAGAAAAGAACGAAGACACCAUCUCCUUCUGUCCCUCUGAUGUGACGCAGUCUGCCAGUGUACCUGUCCGUGCUGUCAACACGGCUCAAGAUACAAGAGAGAGCCAACAGAUGAAGUAUGCUGCUUGUGUCUGGGAUGGAGAUAGUGAAGAAAGCAUCACCAGCUAUCUUCUGCAAGAAAUCGAUUUCCUCUCGCUUACAUCUCUUGACAAGGAUGAGCUGCAAGUUCAGAGGAUGCCAACAACCGUUGCAUCACAAGAGAUUGGAAUCAAGACCACCACAGACAACAAAAACAGCCAUCAAGACCGAAGUGGUGGACAUCAUGAAGAAGCUGGACGAGUGUCCACUCCAAUAAAUUCUGAAGACCAUGCAUUUGCCUUUUCUAGCUCAUACAUCAACACUCCACCCAAAGAUAUCAGUCUUCCAGAUGACUUUGACUUUUUAACAUACAGUGACAGUCUUGAGUCGAAUUUGAAUCAUGACCACCAUCCAGCCUGGUCUGAAGAAGGCAGAGGUGAGAUCAAUAUCAGAGAAACAGAUUCUGAAGAAAAUAUAAUUAUCGCGAAGAUGGAAUCAAGUGAUGGAAUGUGGACACAAAUAAAAAUGCGUGACAAGAAAUGUGAAUCUCAGGAACAAAGCUCUUUCAGAAAUCAAGCUAUAUUCCAACUCAAAGAACCAAGAAGAGAUGUCAAUGAGCCAAGAAGACCAAAGAAUGGAUUCAUUCGAUUUUCCAUCAAAUUCCGCAGCGAAGUUGCAAAGAAGCACCCGAAGCUUGAUAACAGAGAAAUUUCAAAGAUGCUAGGUUUUCGCUGGAGAAGAAUGUCUGCUGAGGAGAAAAAACCUUAUGAGGAAGAAUUUGCCAAAGACAUCCGAAGAAUCAGAGACAAUAAUCCAACAUGGCGCUAUGCACCAGCAAAAAGGUCAAUAGAAGAACUUGUGGAGCCUAUGCCAAACAGACUUCGACCCAGAGAAAAGCUUAAACGCAAAAGCAAAGACUGGGUGUUCACAUCUGAAACCUGUACGGAGCACAGUGGAAGAGGAUCAUCAAUACAAAUGGAUGCUACUACGUGGGUGCAAUGUGAUUUGUGUAACCACUGGCGACCUCUCUCUGGUCAUAUUGAAAUGGAAGACUUGCCUGAGAAGUGGUACUGCUAUAUGAACCCCGACACCCGUUUUAACGUGUGCAACCCGGGUGUGUUCAUGGCAGAGCAAUGCGACAGAACCAAAUCCCACUUGCCCUCUCUCUUCCAUAUGUACCCACAUCAUCAGCCUGCCUUCAGUAGUUGUAACAUGAGCUGUACCAGUCAACAGCAGUGAAAAUAUACACUGGAUAAUGCAAGAAAAAAAUUAUGAGUUGCACCAGCCAACAGCAGUAAAUAUGAGCCUUAUAGCACGAGUCAAAAGCAGUGAAAGUAACCAACGGAUCUGGAAGACAGGCAUAAUAACUCAAGCAUCCCAUCAGAUGAUGCAAGAUGAACCAUACACUGCUUAAAUGCCAACUAAAAAUUUAUUCUCCGCAAGACAUUGAAAAUUACAAAAAUGCUUUGUUAAAUACUUACUGAUCAAAGUAGUUUCAGUAUGGACUGCUUGUAUUUCAGGUUUGCCUCAAUAAAAGCAAACUUGUUUGACGAAUAAUGUACAAAGAUGUGCAUGUUGAUUUUGGCUGACAUAAUGUUAGGUGCAGACAUUGCAGUAGAUAUGCUUUUUGAAAUUUCACAAUCUGAAAAUAUGCUCUAUGAUUUCCAGAAGAUUGGAAAGAAAAACCAUUAAAAAAAAUUGUUAUGACAUUAUUAAAUAUCUUCAUGGAACUGAAGGCAAGACUAAUCAGUGAAUAGUGUGUGGGUUAACUAAUGAUGUAAAUGUGAAUGUUGCACUCUUUCCCCAAAUCUAAAAGUUGUAGGUCUUUUAAGUUCAGUCAGUAGUGUAAUAAAAUCUACAACCUCAACAAAGACAAAAUCCAGUCUUCAGCAAAUUCACCAUUAAACAUACACCAUAUAGUGUGCUGAUUUUUAAUUACUUCUACAGGUCUUACAAACAAGGCAAAAAUAAAUGCCCUGGGUCCGCUCCUUUUCCAAACAGACAAAAGCAAAAUAAUACUUUGAUGCGUUUUGGUAGGGAAAAGGGGUUUUAGAGGGGCACAAAGAUACCUGCACAGCAAGAAAUUCUUUCCUUCACAUUUCUUACAGCAUCAAAAAUGUGAACACCAUAGACCAUCAUCAAUGAUAACUAAACCAGGUUGUGUGGCUCCUUUGUAUGCUCAUGUGAAGCUAGGCAUAAUACAUUCAGAUGAAAUAGUUCUCACUCUCACUGUCGAUCAAAUGGGGCUCCCCCACCUACCCAUUCCCACCCCAAAAACCUGGUAAACAGAAAAUAAAUAGGCUCCAACAAAUUAAUACAACUCAAUUAACUCAUUCACAAUGCCUUGGAAUGCCAUUUAAAAUAGAGUGCACAACAUCUGACGACAAAUUGUAGGUGAGCUUCCAAUAAUUUAUAAUUUCUUUUACUUGAAGGAGACGUUCAAGGAAAGGAACUACAGCAAUUAAUAGUGGAAUCAGUUAUCUAUAGUUGCACAGUGUAUUUCCAAAUGGCAAAAAACAAGAAGCAGGCAUGCAUGUAUUGAUUCUAGCUCUUAGCCAAGAUGAGACGAGCACUUCAGCAGGUUAUUGUCUCUUGGAAAGUCAAAUUGCAAGUAUUUUUAUCUAAAUACAAUGAUCAACUAAAAAUCAAUAUUGUAAAUGAUGUGCUGUCACCAUGAGUGGUAUGAUUAGAUCUGAAGUACAGUAUGCUUAGACCUGAAGUUUGGCUAUGUGCUGGACCCUCCCACUAUGACAGUGCAACUACAUUUUUGAACUGAAUAUAAAUGAAAAUAAAGCACAUCACCAAUUUGAAGUGAGAACAACCGUUCAGAACAGAUUGUUUAGAAGUAGUUUUUCCAUGAUAAGUUAUCGUAAUAUCUUUCAUUUUUAAUUUUUUUAAGUGCCAUUGUUUAAAGAAAGGAAGUACCUUAAGAAUGGUGUCAUGAAUGAGUUAAUAUAUCUAUAACUACAUCCUACUAUAAUAAGGUUAUAGUAUCUAAGUCAAAUAAAACCAUAAAAAUAAAUUUCAUAGACAGCCUCAGCUUUUAUUAAAUUAUUGACCUUCACAAAUAGAUCCACUGCAUGCUGAACAACCCUAUCAAAGGAACCAUGCAGGCAAAUUGCAAAAAACAGCAAGAAUAUAGCUCAGUUAAGCAUGUCACAAUAUCCCUGAAUUUCACAAUUUUAUGCAUCUUCACAUUUUUAAGCCACAUCAGUAUUAUCAUACUUAUUAUACAGGAUUUUGUUAAAGCUAAACAAUAAAAAACAGUCUAAACACAUUGCAACACAAUGCAACAGCAGAAAUAUAACUUGUGCAGAGCACAUUUACAGUAAUCUGUGAGAUAUUUGACAUUACAGUUCUGAGAUUUUCCAAAUCUACUUUCUAUAGAGGGGAAACAAUGACAUAGGGCACUCUGUACGGAAUUUCCACUGGAAAUUACAAAACUUAAAACUACUGCACCGAGCGAUCAAAAAAAAAAAAAAAAAGAAA
Molecule: messenger RNA, 3952 nt
Organism: Pomacea canaliculata
Lineage: Eukaryota; Metazoa; Mollusca; Gastropoda; Architaenioglossa; Ampullariidae
Exons: 9
Coding region: 368-1702 (444 amino acids)
Biological process (GO): cell differentiation; regulation of DNA-templated transcription; anatomical structure morphogenesis
Molecular function (GO): zinc ion binding; RNA polymerase II cis-regulatory region sequence-specific DNA binding; DNA-binding transcription factor activity, RNA polymerase II-specific
Source: RefSeq, a predicted model, not a curated record